AUGGCGGUUCUGAUGGCUCCUACUCCUGUUCCUGCCCCAACUAGUGAUGGGACAUCGAUAGACCAAGCUAUUGCAUAUGUGUUGAUGUUGGUCACUCUAGUGCUCACAUACCUCAUCCAUCCCCUUGAUGCCUCAUCAUAUAGUUUGUUCGAAUAA
Molecule: messenger RNA, 156 nt
Organism: Macadamia integrifolia
Lineage: Eukaryota; Viridiplantae; Streptophyta; Magnoliopsida; Proteales; Proteaceae
Product: arabinogalactan protein 16-like
Exons: 1
Coding region: 1-156 (51 amino acids)
Source: RefSeq, a predicted model, not a curated record